AUGAGGCGGUUGCUCCUACUCGCCCUCCUGGCCUCAAUUGCCGACCCGUUUUCUCUAUCUGACCUCCUUGACGAUGAUGGAAUAGGAGAGGAUGAUGAGGAAUACUUCAUCUGGGUCAGAUCGGCCAUCUUGAUGAAGCGGCUCUGUUUAGCUGCUCGCCUUGGUGCCGCUGAUCCCGGGCGCCCUCUCGAUUCUGGUCAUCUGCGCCGUGUUGAUUUGGAUCACUUCGAGCCAUGCAAAGAAAAAGCGGAGGAGGCACAAAAUUAUGGGGGCACCUCGAAAGGAGCCGGACUCAGCUGCAAGUACUCCCUCAAGGAGUCCGGACUCGAGUCGAGCCAGCCUACGCUCGAAAAUCGUUUCCGAAGCUUCGAGGCGGAGGAAUCAAGCUCCAAGGGCGAGAAACCCACCAAGAGCUGCUAUGAAAAAACCUCGGGAUACGGCUCGGCCGCCAGAAAAGGCGGAAAAGAAGAAGAGCUCGGCAGGAGAGGCUUCUCGUGCUCCACUUCCGCUUCCGACGGCUCCAAGGAGGACACCCAAGCGCCACCUGCUCCUCCCCAGCCUCUUCCCCCUCCUACCCCAACGAAACAAACGGAGCGGAAACCUUUUUGCCAGGACAACCGCACCGAUCUCAGCAGCUCCAAGGAGGACAGCCAUCACUCGCAAAAGCUAGAAAUACCGGUGACGGUAAACACUACGCAAGCUUCCUUCGAACCAUUGAAGCGAGCGGCCGGGACUAGGGAGAAGCUGCGCGACACUCCGGUUUCGAGAAAUCCUCAACCAAAUCCGCCGCUUAUUGCUGUCACUCCAGAAGCCGUCGAUGCGCCAAAAGUGGGGGCAAAGAUUCAGACACCCUCUUCGCCGGGAACCAUUGUGGCCCAACCAUCGACUGAUGGGUUCGAGAAGAAGCCGGAAAACUUGGAGAAUCGGCCCGAAAAACUGCCGGCUACAGUGACGUGUGGUGGAUUUCCGGAUACACCGAAGGGGAGUGACAAGACCGAGUCGCCGAGCUCUAACGUCGAGGAUCACGGACUUGUGAAUAACGGGUCCCCAGCCGAUACUCAGCCAGAGAAGCUGCCAAAGUCGACUUGCGAUACCCCGAAGGCCCCGUCAUCACCCGGAUCUGCCUCUUUCAUGAAUAUU
This is a messenger RNA of Mesorhabditis spiculigera, 1140 nucleotides long. NCBI's taxonomy places the organism in Eukaryota, Metazoa, Nematoda, Chromadorea, Rhabditida, Rhabditidae. The record is from the annotation of a GenBank genome assembly.